This is a messenger RNA of Vicia villosa (hairy vetch), 1093 nucleotides long. Its product is annotated as ubiquitin-conjugating enzyme E2 7-like. Bases 491 to 985 code for a protein of 164 amino acids. NCBI's taxonomy places the organism in Eukaryota, Viridiplantae, Streptophyta, Magnoliopsida, Fabales, Fabaceae. Gene Ontology annotation, biological process: protein polyubiquitination; ubiquitin-dependent protein catabolic process. The record is from RefSeq and is a predicted model, not a curated record. The transcript is spliced from 6 exons. Gene Ontology annotation, molecular function: ubiquitin conjugating enzyme activity.
UUUUCCACUAUAGCUAUCAUGUCUCAAACUAAAUUAUAAGAUAUAACAAAUAGAUGUAGCACCUAACAGAAACUCACUUUUUUCUUUAGUAAAAUAAGUCUAUAUUUCAUAAAAAGUCAAUUAAAUGACAAAACACAAAUAAAGUCAUUAGAAUCUUCAAUUAUUAAAAUGCAAUUUAACCAUAGAAUAAUAAAAGGAACUCAAUAGAGUUUAAAAUUAAUGUUAUAUUUAAUUAAAUUAUUAAAAUACAUCAAUCAUGCAUUAGGUGAACCUUGCCUCUCUUGAACUAAGCAAACUGUAUGCAGUUGGUUCAACUAACAUAACUAACUCCAACUGAAAAAUAACUGAAUUAGUUAACAUGUGUAACUACUUAAUAAAUCUAACUAACAUAACUUAAGUCUAUGCAUUGCAUAUAAAUUGUCUCACACUUCCUAUUCUUUAUCAUCUUCUACACUCAAUCUUUCUAAUCUCUUUCCCUCCCUAAUUAACAAUGUCACAAGCAAGCCUUCUCCUCCAAAAGCAACUCAAAGAUCUGUGUAAAGCUCCUCUAGAUGGCUUCUCAGCAGGUUUGGUUGAUGAGAGCAAUGUGUUUGAAUGGAAUGUCACCAUCAUUGGUCCACCUUAUUCUCUCUAUGAUGGAGGUUUUUUCAAUGCAAUCAUGAGUUUUCCUCCUGAUUAUCCUCAGAAUCCACCAAAAAUGAAGUUUACUUCAGAGAUUUGGCAUCCUAAUGUUUACUCUGAUGGAACUGUCUGCAUUUCAAUUCUUCACCCUCCUGGUGAUGAUCCAGUUGGUUAUGAAGAUUCCGGCGAGCGCUGGUUGCCUAUUCAUACGGUUGAAAGUAUAGUUUGGAGUAUAAUAUCAAUGCUUUCAAGCCCCAAUACGGAGUCUCCUGCUAAUGUAGACGCUGCGAUAGAAUGGAGAGAUAAGAGAGAUGAAUUCAGAAAGAAAGUGACUCGCUGUGUAAGAAAGUCUCAAGAAAUGUAAUGAAUUACAUGAAGAGUUUGUUUGAAUUUCCUAUUUGUUACAGUUGUAGUAAUAUACUUCAAAAUGUUGUUGAACUUGUUUAAGUUUGAUGGUUUAAAUAUUUAGUUG